UCUUCGGCCAUCAUUAUUUCAUAUGUUCUUUGGGCACCCCACCCAAAAAAAAGAAUGAUCUGUCAACCGACCACUUUUUUGUGUCAUCUCCGCUUCGAGCUCGAACUUUCUUGAUUCCAUCGCUGUUGGCGUUGUCGCUUCCGCAGCUCCUUCUCGCUACUGUUCACGCACAUCCCUUUUGUGGGUAGUCGUCUUCUUUGAGGAAACUCUCGCUUUCGUGGCUUCCUCCUCCUCUCGUGGUUUUUGAUCGGAAGAUGUCGUCGUCCAUCACCGGCCCGGUUCGUUCUCCGGUCGGUGCCUCCGGCUCCAAGAUGUCGUCUCUGUACCUGACGACCCGCGCAAUCCCGGCCACUUCUGUUCUGCUCAAGGCCCGGAAGAGUUUCGCCUGCAACGCGUCGCGCCUCGCCUUCUCGCCGUCGCCGGAGCCUCCGAGGUUCUCCGGCGGGAGCGGGCCGUUCGGGCGGCGGCGUCUCGCCGAUUCCCCGGUCGCCAGAGCGGCUGCAGCCGAUGCGGAGGGCAGGGGGAUUGGAGUUCCCGAUGGGUUGGCAAAGCCAUCCAAGAGCUUCGGAGAAAGAUACCCAGCUCUUGUUACAGGCAUAUUUUUCUUCAUGUGGUACUUCUUGAAUGUCAUCUUCAACAUACUGAACAAGAAGGUCUAUAAUUAUUUCCCGUAUCCAUACUUCGUUUCUGUCAUACAUCUUCUCGUUGGGGCUGUAUAUUGUCUGGUUAGUUGGGCAGUUGGUCUGCCCAAACGUGCACCAAUUGAUAGGGAGCUCUUAGCGUUGCUGACUCCUAUUGCUUGCUGCCAUGCCCUAGGACACGUCAUGUCCAAUGUGUCUUUCGCAGCAGUUGCUGUAUCUUUUACGCAUACCAUCAAAGCCCUUGAGCCAUUCUUCAACGCGGCUGCUUCUCAGUUCGUUCUGGGCCACCAGAUCCCACUGUCCCUGUGGCUAUCACUAGCUCCUGUUGUAAUAGGUGUGUCUAUGGCUUCAUUAACCGAGCUUUCUUUCAACUGGACCGGCUUCAUCAGUGCAAUGAUCUCAAAUCUUGCAUUUACCUACAGAAGUAUUUACUCAAAGAAAGCAAUGACAGGAAUGGACAGUACAAAUGUGUAUGCUUACAUAACAAUCAUCGCUCUUCUGUUUUGCAUCCCUCCAGCGGUUAUUAUUGAGGGCCCUCAACUGAUGCGAUACGGAUUUGGGGAGGCCAUUGCCAAAGUGGGUCUUUUGAAGUUCCUGUCAGACCUUUUCUUGAUUGGAAUGUUCUAUCAUCUCUACAAUCAGGUUGCUACUAACACUUUGGAACGGGUAGCGCCACUUACACACGCUGUCGGAAAUGUUCUGAAGAGAGUUUUCGUGAUCGGUUUCUCUAUUGUCGUAUUUGGUAAUAGGAUCUCCACUCAAACUGGGAUUGGAACUGCAAUAGCAAUAGCUGGAGUGGCCAUCUACUCCCUCAUAAAGGCGAAUAUCGAAGAGCAGAAACGGAAGGCUGCACCGGCCCCUGCUCAGUAACACGCCGAUCGUGCGGGAUUGACCGAUUUCCUUGUACCCGUCCAUGCAUUUUUUAAGGUAAUAAACAUUAGACAAGCGAAUUCUUUUACUGAGGUUAAUACGAGCUAGCCGAGCUGCCUCGAAGACUUCUCUACAUCUUCUUGAAACUGUAGCUACCGGGUCGAAUUCUUUGUCUAAACUUGCAUUCGCCGCGAACCUUUCAAUUGAUAUUUGUGUAAGUACGCAGCCUCUAAGGGGGGAAGAAACAAGAAAUAACAAAUGAAGAUGCAAUGUUUCAGAGUGUUAAUCACUCCCA
Syzygium oleosum is the source of this 1806-nucleotide messenger RNA. RefSeq names its product triose phosphate/phosphate translocator, chloroplastic-like. Bases 255 to 1511 code for a protein of 418 amino acids. The transcript is spliced from 12 exons. Lineage: Eukaryota; Viridiplantae; Streptophyta; Magnoliopsida; Myrtales; Myrtaceae. Gene Ontology annotation, biological process: transmembrane transport. Gene Ontology annotation, molecular function: antiporter activity. Gene Ontology annotation, cellular component: membrane; Golgi apparatus. The record is from RefSeq and is a predicted model, not a curated record.